GGGGCUCGCCGCAGCGGCCGCCAUCUUGGUGGGAGAGAAACAAUAGGACGGAAGCUCCGCGGGACCGGCUGAGGUAGCAGAGCGUCCUGGCCCACACAACCGAGGAGCUGAGGCCAGACAGACGGACGCACGGACAGACGACAGAGGACGCCCUGGCCGCUGGACCCCGCUGCCUCCCCCUUCUCCCUGCUGCCUGCACCUGGAGGAUGAGCCCAGCCUUCAGGGCCAUGGACGUGGAGCCCCGCGCCAAGGGCAUCCUGCUGGAGCCCUUUGUCCACCAGGUCGGGGGGCACUCGUGCGUGCUCCGCUUCAAUGAGACGACCCUGUGCAAGCUGGUCCCGAGGGAGCACCAGUUCUACGAGACCCUCCUGCGGAGUGCACAAUUCACUCCCCAGUACAAAGGUGUGGUAUCUGUGCGCUUUGAAGAAGAUGAAGACAGGAACUUGUGUUUAAUAGCAUAUCCAUUAAAAGGGGACCACGGAACUAUGGACAGUGUAGAUAACUCAGACUGUGAACCAAAAAGUAAGCUGCUAAGGUGGACGAACAAAAAACAUCAUGUCCUAGAAACGGAAAAGAUCCCUAAGGACUGGGUGCGGCAGCACCGGAAGGAGGAGAAGAUGAAGAGCCAUAAGUUAGAAGAAGAAUUUGAGUGGCUGAAGAAAUCUGAAGUCUUGUACUACAGUGUAGAGAAAAAGGGGAAUGUCAGUUCCCAGCUUAAACACUACAACCCUUGGAGCAUGAAGUGUCACCAGCAACAGUUACAGAGAAUGAAGGAGAAUGCAAAACAUCGGAACCAGUACAAAUUUAUCUUACUGGAGAACCUGACUUCCCGUUAUGAGGUGCCUUGUGUCCUGGACCUCAAGAUGGGUACGCGCCAGCAUGGUGACGAUGCUUCAGAGGAGAAGGCAGCCAACCAGAUCCGCAAAUGCCAGCAGAGCACAUCUGCAGUCAUUGGUGUGCGCGUGUGUGGCAUGCAGGUGUACCAGGCAGGCAGUGGGCAGCUCAUGUUCAUGAACAAGUACCACGGACGGAAGCUGUCCGUGCAGGGCUUCAAGGAGGCACUUUUCCAGUUUUUCCACAACGGGCGGUACCUGCGCCGGGAGCUCCUGGGCCCUGUGCUUAGGAAGCUGACUGAACUCAAGUCCGUGUUGGAGCGACAAGAAUCCUACCGCUUCUACUCAAGCUCCCUGCUGGUCAUUUAUGAUGGCAAGGAGCGGCCUGAAGUGGCCCUGGACUCAGAUGCUGAGGACUUGGAGGACCUGUCAGAGGAGUCAGCCGACGAGUCGGCUGGUGCUUAUGCCUACAAGCCCAUCGGCACCAGUUCGGUGGACGUGCGCAUGAUCGAUUUCGCACACACCACUUGCAGGCUGUAUGGUGAGGACAGUGUGGUACACGAGGGCCAGGAUGCUGGCUAUAUCUUUGGGCUCCAGAGCCUGAUAGACAUUGUCACAGAGAUAAGUGAGGAAAGUGGGGAGUGAGCUUGCUGGCUGCAGCAGUACCUGAGAGACUCUCUGUCCCAGGCACAGCUGUGCUGCGUCGGGGAGGAGGCCAGUAUGGCCAGGCGGUGGCCCCUGCAGCCUGGAGCUGAUGCGCAGAGGCCUCUGUGAGUCCCAGCCUGAGCCAGCCCCAACCGCUCUCGGAGUCUUUAUUUAUUUUAACUCUUUCUUCAACAUUCCACAUUUGAUGAUGCAGAUACCUCUUUCUUCCCUGAGUGUAAAUGUUCUAAUACAAAUCUUUUUGUUAAUUGUA
This is a messenger RNA of Balaenoptera musculus (blue whale), 1749 nucleotides long. It is a transcript of the gene IP6K2, whose product is annotated as inositol hexakisphosphate kinase 2. Gene Ontology annotation, molecular function: inositol hexakisphosphate kinase activity. The record is from RefSeq and is a predicted model, not a curated record. Gene Ontology annotation, cellular component: cytoplasm; nucleus. Gene Ontology annotation, biological process: phosphatidylinositol phosphate biosynthetic process; inositol phosphate biosynthetic process. Lineage: Eukaryota; Metazoa; Chordata; Mammalia; Artiodactyla; Balaenopteridae.